AAAAAUUUGUCCAUCUUGAUGUUGUGCCAGGCCCAUCUGGAGACUAUUUAAUGGUUGCUCAGAAAGUGAGAGUCCACCAGUCCAACCAUCCACCAACUCAACUUCUCCAGUUGAAGAGCUUUGCAAGGGAAACCAGAAGAUGGGACUUUCCAUGUACAUCGGCCUCUGUUGCCUUGGAAUCUUGAUCACCAAUCCUUUUUUGGGAGUCAAGGCUGCGUCAUGCCCCAGAGACUGGCUGCAGAAACAGGGGAACUGCUAUGGAUAUUUUGAUGAGAAACUAAAUUGGGAUGCUGCUGAGCUUGAGUGCCAAAGCUUUGGUCCAGGAUGUCAUCUCGCCUCUGUUCUCAGCCACCAAGAGUCCUCACUGGUGUCUGCAUAUGUCAAAGACAAACAGCAAUCACUUAAUCACGUCUGGAUAGGACUCCGUGAUAUCUCUGGGAAAGGGCGAUGGAGAUGGGCUGAUGAAUCCACCUUCAACUACAAAGCUUGGAUGCCAGGGCAGCCAGACAACUAUAACAAGAAAGAGCACUGUGUGGAGCUGUCAUGUAAAACUGGUUUUAAAUUGUGGAAUGAUAGGAUAUGUACCCAUCUAAAUGCCUACAUCUGUAAGUACCAGCUGUAGAGCUAUCCAGAUGAAAGUAACCGAGAUGCAACCAGAACCGACUGCAAAAUACCUGCAAAUUUGAUGGACGCCCUGUUGAUUUUACUGGAUCUGAUCAGAUCUUCUCCCUUCCUAGCCAACAUUUCCUCUUAGCAUAGACAACAUCACCAUUAUCCUGUUCUCCUGACUUUUCUCAAUAGAAAUAGAAUAUGAAUAAAUUCUCUGUAUCAGAUAUAUAAUGCAAAGUUUCUGGGAAUAUUUCUGUCAAUUUUUCAAUUUUCUCAAUAGAAAUAGAAUAUGAAUAAAUUCUCUGUAUCAGAUAUAUAA
Messenger RNA from Crotalus tigris (Tiger rattlesnake), 928 nucleotides. RefSeq names its product C-type lectin BpLec-like. Lineage: Eukaryota; Metazoa; Chordata; Lepidosauria; Squamata; Viperidae. The coding region runs from base 140 to 622 and encodes 160 amino acids. The record is from RefSeq and is a predicted model, not a curated record. The transcript is spliced from 6 exons. Gene Ontology annotation, molecular function: signaling receptor activity.